AUGGCAUUCUCCGCCACACACAUUUAUCACAAUCUUCUGGUCAUUUCCUUCCUUGUCCUCCUUCAUGCACUACCGUGUCCUGCUGCUGGCGGAUCAUGGUCUGUGCUCGUCCCAAGUAUUGGCAUAUCCGCCAUGCACAUGCAACUACUCCCAAACGACCGUGUUGUAAUGUAUGAUCGUACUGAUUUUGGUAUCUCCAACAUCUCUCUUCCAAAUGGCAAGUGCCGCCCUAACUCAACAGACUGCUCUGCCCACUCUGUCGAGUAUGAUGUUGGCUCCAACACCGUACGCCCACUCAUGGUAGUCACAAAUGUAUGGUGCUCCUCGGGAACUUUAAUGCGUGAUGGCACUUUAGUCCAGACAGGUGGUUGGGCUGAUGGUUAUCGCAGGGUCAGAACUUAUAAAUCAUGUGACACAUGUGAUUGGCAAGAGAUACCGAAUGGCUUGAACCAACAGAGAUGGUAUGCAACCAAUCACUUAUUGCCUGACGGACGACAAAUUAUCAUUGGCGGUCGCCAGGCAUUUAAUUAUGAGUUCUACCCAAAGAUGACCGCCAAUGAGAACUCUCCCAGCUUUCCAUUUUUGGUUCAGACAAAUGACCCGAAUAUUGAGAAUAAUUUAUACCCAUUUGUAUUUCUCUACCCUGAUGGAAAUUUGUUUGUGUUUGCAAAUAACCGUGCAAUUUUAUUUGACUACUCUAAGAACCAAGUUCUCAAAACGUACCCGACAAUGCCCGGCGGUCAACCAAGGAACUACCCGAGCACGGGCUCUGCUGUUCUACUCCCUUUGCAGAUAAAACAAGGGAAAGUGGAUACAGUUGAAGUGUUGGUUUGUGGUGGUGCUCCAAAAGGAGCAUUCGUUAAUGCUAAUAAUGGAAAAUUUGAUGCAGCUCUGGAUACAUGUGGACGGAUUAAAAUAUCCGACCCAAACCCCCAAUGGAUCAUGGAAACCAUGCCUUUGGCUAGAGUCAUGGGUGACAUGUUGUUGCUUCCCAAUGGACACGUUUUGAUCAUCAAUGGUGCAUCUGCAGGGGUUGCCGGGUGGGAACUUGGGAGGAACCCGGUUCUCAGCCCUGUAUCUUAUAGACCUGAUAACUCAAUCGGGUCUCGUUUUGAGGUGCAGAAUCCAAGUACAAAACCAAGAGUGUACCAUUCUACUGCAGGUCUACUACGAGAUGGUCGGGUUCUAGUUGGUGGAAGCAACCCACACGACAAGUAUGUGUUUACAAAUGUGCUUUAUCCUACUGAGUUGAGUUUGGAGGCAUUUUCGCCCUCUUAUCUAGAUUCAAGCUCUUCUGCUUUACGCCCCAGAAUAAUUUCACCCAAAACCAAAACUGCAAUACGCUUUGGAAAACGAGUGGCUAUUACAUUUACAGUAUCAGGCCCCGUGGAUCUAAAAUCAGUCAUUGUAACAAUAGUAUCCCCGUCAUUUAACACACACUCGUUUUCUAUGAACCAAAGGUUAUUGGUGCUUGAUAGCGGUAACUCCACCAAGGCUGCGGGAAAGACUACGUAUAAAGUAGGCGUGACUGCACCUCCAUCCGGUAACAUUGCACCAACCGGGAACUAUCUACUAUUUGUUGUUCAUAAAGAAAUCCCAAGUCCAGGAAUUUGGGUGCGAAUGCAGAAAUAA
Molecule: messenger RNA, 1632 nt
Organism: Erigeron canadensis
Lineage: Eukaryota; Viridiplantae; Streptophyta; Magnoliopsida; Asterales; Asteraceae
Product: aldehyde oxidase GLOX-like
Exons: 1
Coding region: 1-1632 (543 amino acids)
Source: RefSeq, a predicted model, not a curated record